AGACGAAGAAGAAGAAGAAAUUGAAGCUGAAGAUGGCUCGAAGCAUUUCAUACAUCACUGGAACUCAGCUCCUGUCCUUCAGACGCAUGCCAAAUGUCGCCAUCAUCGACGUUAGGGACGACGAGAGAAGUUACGAUGGCCAUAUUGCCGGAUCUCUGCACUACGCUAGUGACACUUUCUCUGAUAAGAUCUCGAAGCUUGUUCAAGAAGUGAAAGGAAAAGACAUGCUUGUUUUCCACUGCGCUCUUAGCCAGGUUCGUGGCCCAUCUUGCGCAAGGAAGCUUGCCAACUAUCUCGAGGAAAUUAAGGAGGAUGCUGGAAUAAAAAGCAUCUGUGUUCUUGAACGUGGCUUCAAUGGCUGGGAAGCGUCUGGCCGACCCGUUUGUCGCUGCAACAACGUGCCUUGCAAGGAGGGGAUUUAGGAUUCAGAAAUCAUCAUAGGUCAGCAUGGUUUUGAAAUAACUCAAUCAAAUAGCCGCUUAUAUACCUUUGCUACCUAGGUAUGAGGAUAAACAAUCUAAUUUCGCUUAUGAUAUCAUUUGAUAAUGUUAAACAAAAAUGUGAUUUCAUAAAUACGUGGAAUUUUUAGUUGUAUUGUAUAUGUAUCCACUUCUGAUGAACUUGGGCAUUAAACCCGGGGUUUGUUUCUGCCAAGUGAAUGUAUCACUUUGGAGUUUGGAGUUAAAAAGAAGAUAAUCCAUUUUUAUUAUUAUAUAUACAUAUUUGAAGUUAUA
Molecule: messenger RNA, 734 nt
Organism: Cucurbita maxima (winter squash)
Lineage: Eukaryota; Viridiplantae; Streptophyta; Magnoliopsida; Cucurbitales; Cucurbitaceae
Product: dual specificity phosphatase Cdc25
Exons: 3
Coding region: 33-422 (129 amino acids)
Cellular component (GO): nucleus; cytoplasm
Molecular function (GO): protein tyrosine phosphatase activity
Source: RefSeq, a predicted model, not a curated record